Molecule: messenger RNA, 1850 nt
Organism: Rhinolophus ferrumequinum (greater horseshoe bat)
Lineage: Eukaryota; Metazoa; Chordata; Mammalia; Chiroptera; Rhinolophidae
Gene: DPH6
Product: diphthamine biosynthesis 6
Exons: 9
Coding region: 327-1184 (285 amino acids)
Biological process (GO): protein histidyl modification to diphthamide
Molecular function (GO): diphthine-ammonia ligase activity
Source: RefSeq, a predicted model, not a curated record
CGGCUCUCUUUGCACGCCCAAAAGAUGCGUUUCAACUCUCAGCUUAGGCGACUCUGACCAUUCUCGUCCUCAAACAAAUCCAGCGUCACCAUGCUCGGGCUCUACGACACGCACCUUGUCCUGCCCCUGGCAGCCUCACUGCCCUCACCUAGGUGGUUAGGCUGUGCCUAAACACCAUUUUUCUGGAAUGGGAUGUUCCUGCUCCAAGGACAAGGGGCCAAAAUGGCGAAACCUCCGCGGCCAGGGGUCCCGCAGGCAGCCGCAGGGGCUGCGGAGCCGGCCCGCGACAGGCGGCGGAGCGAACACCCCCGCGAGGCCCCGCGGCGAUGACGUCAUGGCUCCCGCCCACGCCGGCCACACGCACGCGCACUGCGCCCAGCAUGAGAGUCGCAGCUCUGAUCAGUGGUGGGAAGGACAGCUGUUAUAAUAUGAUGCAGUGCAUUGCUGCUGGGCAUCAGAUCGUUGCUUUAGCAAAUCUAAGACCCGCUGAAAACCAAGUGGGAUCAGAUGAACUGGAUAGCUACAUGUAUCAGACAGUAGGUCACCAUGCCAUUGAUUUGUAUGCAGAAGCGAUGGCUCUUCCCCUCUAUCGCCGCACCAUACGAGGAAGGAGUGUGGACACAGGACGAGUGUACACCGAAUGUGAAGGUGAUGAGGUUGAAGACCUCUAUGAGCUUUUGAAGCUUGUUAAGGAAAAAGAAGAAGUAGAAGGAAUAUCUGUAGGUGCUAUACUUUCUGACUAUCAGCGCGUUCGAGUAGAAAAUGUGUGUAAAAGACUUAAUCUUCAGCCUUUAGCUUACCUUUGGCAGAGAAACCAAGAAGAUUUGCUCCAAGAGAUGAUAUCAUCUAACAUUCAAGCAAUCAUCAUAAAAGUGGCAGCUUUGGGUUUAGAUCCUGAUAAGCAUCUUGGAAAAACCCUGGAUCAAAUGCAGCCUUAUCUCUUAGAGCUUUCUGAGAAAUAUGGAGUCCAUGUUUGUGGAGAAGGUGGAGAGUACGAGACGUUCACUUUGGAUUGCCCUCUAUUUAAGAAGAAAAUAAUUGUAGAUUCAUCAGAAGUAGUGGUACAUUCAGCUGAUGCUUUUGCCCCUGUGGCAUACCUACGCUUUUUAGAAUUGCACUUGGAGGAAAAGGUGUCCCCAGCACCUGAUCACAACAGAACAUCUAAUUAUAUACAUAAUUCUUAGAAAGCAUUUUUGAAAUAUAUGUCUUUAUCAGAAAAGUUAAUAGAACCAUUGAUUAAUUGGGGAAAUGUGAAUGUCUUGUUCUUUAACAUUGUCAGUUUAUUCAUGAUUCAUUCUUUCUCUGAGUUUUGUUAACACAUACUAUCCAUGACACCUGUGAUAUGUGCCUUUUCUUUUCCUUUGGCCCCAUCUACAACCCUCAUUUCUGUAACAUUUCUUUGCUUUCAUUACAGUCCUUUUCCCUUUCCUGCUCCUAUUUCUGCUACUAGCGUCAUGGUGCAGAGGCAUUUGAAAAUGAGGAGAAAAAAGCACUGAUUUAGCCAAUCAGGUUUAUUCUACUGGGUGUCAUCAAAGUGCUGUAUCAUUUCUGUUUUCAAUGUAGUCAAACUACAGGGUAUUUUCACUGCCCCCAAACUUUCCGUGCUCUACCAGGUCAUUGCUUACCCCGCCCCGCCCCCAAGGCCUUGCAACCACUGAUCCUUUGAAUGUCUCCAUAGUUUUGCCUUUUCCAUAAUAUCACAUAGUUGGGAUCAUACAGUGUAUUGCCAUUUUAGAUUGGCUUCUUUCACUUAGUAGUAUGCAUUUCAGUUUUUUUCCAUAUCUUUUCCUGAGUUUUUAGGUGCUGAGUAAUAUUCCAUUGUCUGGAUAUACCAGUUUAUUCAUCCAUUC